Molecule: messenger RNA, 2547 nt
Organism: Nasonia vitripennis (jewel wasp)
Lineage: Eukaryota; Metazoa; Arthropoda; Insecta; Hymenoptera; Pteromalidae
Gene: Nle
Product: notchless protein homolog 1
Exons: 5
Coding region: 898-2325 (475 amino acids)
Biological process (GO): Notch signaling pathway; ribosomal large subunit assembly
Cellular component (GO): nucleolus
Molecular function (GO): protein binding
Source: RefSeq, a predicted model, not a curated record
AAAUUUGAUUUGUUAGUUUUAAAAAUAGCCUUAGAAGCAUCUUCUAGAUUUUUGAAUUGAACAAAUCCACAUCCUACAAGUUUUCCAUCAGGACGCUUUAAAAGUUUUACUUCUUCCAGUUCUCCAAAUGGUUCAUAAAGACGCCGAAAAUCUGAUUCUGUGACCUAAGAACAAAUAGGUUUACAAAGAUAUUUUAUUGAACUAUCUAAGAUUCAUCAUUAUUAUUGAAAUUUCUUAAAAUACUUACAUUAAAAGAAAGAUUGCGAACAACAAUUCUCGCUUUCUUAGCCUGUGCAAGACUAUUGUCUUCUACACGUUUUUUAACGAUUCCAGCCCUCUUUUUAUACUUGUAGGAUCGUGAGAGGUUAUUCCUGAACUUUGACGGACCUGCACAUGAAUAAAUAACGUUUUUAUCAACAAAACUUAUGAUUGACUUAAAAUUAGUUUCCGUGUAGAAAUCGCAAGUUUUAACAACAAUAAAUACCUCUAUCUGUUUUGGCCAUGACUGCAGUCUAUUAUCAAGUUUCCACAACUUAAAACAGUUGUAUUUUAUGAACAAUAUAUCCAACAAUAACAAAAAUUAAACUAUUCGUAUAAAUAACAUACGAUUUCAGGUUAGAUUAUUCAUCCGCGUGGUAAACCGCUACUACAAUCAACCCCGUCGCAUCUGACCUUCUUUUAGAUAAAAGAUUGAAAGAUGACCAUUAGUUGAAACAGCUGUGACAGCAAAAAUGUAAACUUAUUGCAGAUAAAAAGAUGAAAAGACGAAGAGACAGCGCUAGCGCCAAUUCCGCGCGUGUUGUGUUGAUGUGACUUCUUUUAGGUUACGUUCGUUUUCGGUCCACGUGACAGCGUGUUUAUACCCUGUCGGCUUUCGAGAAAUAAAGUAAACCAACGAUGCAGGUAGACGGCGAUUCCGAAAAUGCGGAGGAAAUCAAGAGGGUUUUGACGCGCUUCAAAUCGGACACUGGAGAAGUUCUACCUGGUGGUCUACUCGAUCUGCCCGUUAAUGUCACCGUGGACAAGCUGCAGCUGAUUGUCAACGCGUUGCUCCAACAGGAAGAUCCUGUGCCGCUUGCUUUUUUUAUCAAUGAUGUGCAAAUCACAGAGUCCUUGGAGGAAAAUAUCAAAGAGUUUAACACUAGCGAAGAUGUGGUCGAAAUCGUUUAUCAGCCUCAGGCUAUUUUCCAAGUUAGGGCUGUCACACGGUGCACUGGCACUCUGGAGGGUCACAAAGAAGCAGUGGUCUCAGUUGCAUUUUCACCCAAUGGACAGACGCUGGCUAGUGGCUCGGGUGAUACCACAGUGAGAUUAUGGGAUGUAUACACACAGACUCCGACCUUCACGUGUACAGGUCACAAGCACUGGGUUCUCUGUUUGGCCUGGUCUCCUUGCGGGACAAAGGUAGCUUCUGCUUGUAAAAAUGGCAGAAUCAUCCUCUGGGAUCCAGAAACAGGCAAACAGUUGGGCAAAGACAUGGUAGGCCACAAAAUGUGGGUGACAUCUCUAUCUUGGGAACCAUAUCAUCAAAAUCCAGAAUGUAGAAGACUUAUCAGUGCCUCUAAAGACAGCGAUUUGAGGAUAUGGGACACAAAACUUGGCCAAACAUUAUUGGUGUUGGCUGGUCAUACAAAAAGUGUAACUUGUGUCAAGUGGGGUGGUAGGGGAUUAAUUUAUUCAGCCUCUCAAGAUAGGACUAUUAAAGUGUGGAGAGCAGAGGAUGGAGUGCUCUGUAGAACACUAGAAGGUCACGGACACUGGGUUAAUACCUUGGCUUUAAAUGUUGAUUAUGUUCUCAGAGUUGGACCUUUUUGUAUUGUGCCUGAUAAAAACAAGGAAGAGAUCACUCCUCAGGCAUAUGCAUUAAAAGAAUAUGAAAAUGUCGGUGAAGAAAAGCUUGUGUCUGGCUCAGACGACUUCACGUUAUUUUUAUGGAAGCCUGAGAAAGAAAAAAAACCACUCGCAAGAAUGACGGGGCAUCAACAACUCAUCAAUGACGUCAAAUUCUCGCCAGAUGGUCGAUUAAUCGCUUCUGCGUCUUUCGACAAAUCUGUAAAACUGUGGGACUCCAAUACUGGGAAAUACAUAACUUCUCUGAGAGGUCACGUGCAGGCAGUUUAUUCCGUGGCUUGGAGUGCAGAUUCGCGACUUCUUGUGAGCGGCAGUGCCGAUUCCACUUUGAAAGUUUGGAGUAUGAAGACGAAACAGUUGAGUCAAGAUUUACCAGGGCAUGGAGACGAAGUCUACGCCGUCGACUGGGCUCCCGAUGGCAUUCGAGUCGCCUCAGGAGGAAAGGAUAAAGUUCUGCGACUUUGGCAGAAUUAAAAGGUUUGGAGUAAAUAAAAUACAUAGAUAAAAUCAUGAAUCCAUUGUUCUUUAUAAUUUUAUUUUUAUUGAGAAAAUAUAUGUAUAUACAAUAUUUUUUAAAUUUUACGAUUUAAAAAAUAAACGUUACUUGCCAAUGUCGACUCGGACAUGGAAUGUAAUUAUUGUACAUUUUUAAGGCACACGUGUAAAAAUAACAAAUAAAAAUGAUUUUUUACGUAA